AUGGCCCGUGAAAAUAGUCGGCCCAGUUUCCACACCAAAGGCGCUCCAGAUUAUGACAGUGCGGAUUUCUGGGACGCUCGGUUCGCCGCAGGGCGUGAUGUGGGCGAGUGGCUGAAUUCCGGCGACAUGCUCAUUGGGACCAUCAUGGCGGAGUUGAGCAAGGCUGGCGUCUCGAAGCUGGGGACGAAGCUCCGAGACGCUUUCGCUGAGCGGGGGCGGCGGGGAAGCGGUAUUAUUAAUGUUGACUUCUCCCGCGAAGCCGUCCGUCAGGGCAAAGUUGCUGAACAGCAAGAAGAGCCGGCCAGAGCGAUGCAUUGGCAUUGUGCAGACUUGCUCCAGUGGGACAGUGUCGCCGAAUUAUCUGCAUUUGCUCCGUUCCAGGUUGUUUUAGAUAAAAGCACCAGCGAUGCCAUUGCCACUGGGAAUGAUCGCCACUUCAACCGGAGGGAUGAUCCUGCAGGUGUCUGUCCUCUCGUCCAGGACAUGCUCUCCGAAAUUCCGACUCUCGUGCUGUCCCUGUCGAGCUGCUGGCUUUACAUCUGGCAACAUUGA
This is a messenger RNA of Penicillium chermesinum, 552 nucleotides long. RefSeq lists its product as uncharacterized. The coding region runs from base 1 to 552 and encodes 183 amino acids. NCBI's taxonomy places the organism in Eukaryota, Fungi, Ascomycota, Eurotiomycetes, Eurotiales, Aspergillaceae. The transcript has 3 exons. The record is from RefSeq and is a predicted model, not a curated record.